CCCGAAGACCCAUCGGCCUGAUCGGUGAUCGGCUGCGCCUCCUGGUGAACCGCAGUGCCCGGCGUCACGCAGAGCUGAGCGCCUUCUAGCGGGUUCACUGGUAGUGGUGAUAAUUCGCCAACCCAACAAAAGGACUGGAGCUGUGUCCUUGUUAUUGGACGUUGGUGCAAGUUUUCCGCUGAAGGAGUGGACAACUGAACCCCCGCAGACUUUUCCAGCCUGUGGUUAUGGAAUAGCGGGGCAGAUAGGAGCCAGGCGUUAGGCCUGUGGAGAUCUUACGUUAGCUAGCCGUGCUAGCUGAUGUGAAGGCGGUCUGUCCUUGUUUGGGCGCUGUGCUAACUAGCUAGGUGCUAUUUUUGUUAGCAUAACAGAAAGCGACCCGGGAGGUGUUGGCUUGUUUUGGUUUGGGUAUGUUGAGUGAACCUGUCAGGGGUCAACCGCUGUUGUUUUUAACUUUCCAGUAGUUUUAUGUUAACCCAAAAAUACAACACUGUAUAGUAUGGGAGCUAGCGAGCUAAGUAUGGGUUUCACAAAGUUUAGCUUUUGUUUUGGUGGGUGUUAAACUAUUCAUACAACGGACUGUAUGUUGAUGAUCGAACGUUAUUUAGACGCAGGCCAGACCGCACAUAAUCGCUGCCCCUCGUCUGGACUAUAAUUUAAUAUUUGUAUACAUUUCCGUUCUUGACUCCUCGUCCCGCCGACCGCCGUCUACUGUCUUUGGUCGGCUUCAGUGGCUGGCCCCUCGGCACGGAGUGCCCAAUGGAGGAACAUGACAACAUGGACUAUUUUUACCAGCAGGUCGUGCAAAAAGACGUUACCCGCAGGCUGCAGGUCGGUCAGGACCUUAUUGACUACCUGAACGACCCUCUCCGGUCACAGGACGUGGAGCAGGACAAACCUCGGCUGGAUAAGACCAUAGAUGAGCUGACGGGAUGGGUAAACUCCAGCAAUUUCAAGGUGGCAUUGAUGGGGAUAGAUAUCUGCGGUGCAUUUGUAGAUCGCUUGGGAGAGCGGUUCAAAGGAAACCUGGCCACAGUUUUGCCAGCUCUGGUGGACAGAAUGGGUGAUGGGAAGGACCAGGUCAGGGAGAACAGCCAAGCUCUAAUCCUUCGCUGCAUGGAGCAGACUGCGUCACCCAUGUACGUUUGGGAAAGACUGCUUCUUGGUUUUAAACACAAGAACUUCCGCAGUCGAGAAGGAGUCUGCCUCUGUCUCAGUGCCACACUCAGCGCGUAUGGAGCCCAGUCACUGAGCCUCAGUAAAAUAGUCCCUCAUCUCUGCUCUCUAACUGGAGAUCAGAACCCACAGGUACGUGAGGCCGCCAUUACGUCAUUGGUGGAUGUUUAUCGUCACGUCGGGGAGAGGGUCAGAGCAGACGUGGGAAAGCGAGGCCUGCCUGCUGCGCGGUUGCAGGCGAUAUUUGCUCGUUUUGAUGAAGCCUUGAAUUCAGGCAACAUGGCUCUCAGCCCGAGUCACGAUCGUAAUUUUGAAGAUGACGACAGUGUGGAUGGGAGCCGUUCUUCCUCGGCUCAGGCUGCCUUCAAGGUCCCAAAGGUUCCCAAAAAGCCUGCAGAGUCCUCGGCUGCACGCAGACCCAGUGCUACUGGCAACAAGCUAGUAUCUAAGGAAAGUACUGGGGGAGUUGAUGAAGAUGACUUCAUUAAAGCCUUCACAGAUGUCCCUGCUGUCCAGAUCUACUCAGCAAGAGAUCUUGAGGAUAACCUGAAUAAAAUCCGUGAGAUCUGCUCUGAUGAUAAACACGACUGGGACCAGAGAGCCAGUGCUAUGAAAAAGAUUCGUUCACUGCUGGUCGCAGGAGCAACCAGCUACGACUGCUUCUACCAGCACCUACGGCUACUAGACGGAGCCUUCAAGCUGUCUGCUAAAGACCUGCGCUCACAAGUGGUCAGAGAGGCCUGCAUCACUGUGGCCCACCUCUCGACAGUGUUGGGUAAUAAAUUUGACCAUGGAGCAGAAGCCAUUGUUCCUGUCCUGUUCAACCUCAUUCCCAACUGUGCCAAAAUCAUGGCAACCUCUGGUGUGUCAGCUAUCCGCAUCAUCAUACGGCACACACACGUCCCUCGGCUCAUCCCUCUGAUAACCAGCAACUGCACAUCCAAGUCUGUGUCUGUUAGAAGGCGUUGCUAUGAUUUCUUGGAGCUUCUGCUACAGGAAUGGCAAACCCACUCUCUAGAGAGGCACACAACAGUUCUGGUUGAGAGCAUCAAGAAGGGAAUUCGAGAUGCCGACUCAGAGGCCAGAGUGGAGGCCCGCAAGGCCUACUGGGGUUUAAGGAACCAAUUUCCAGCAGAGGCCGACUCCCUCUACAACUCCUUAGAGUCCUCGUACCAGAGGACCCUUCAGUCUUGCCUGAAGAGCUCUGGCAGUGUGGCCUCACUUCCUCAGAGUGACCGCUCCUCAUCCUCCUCUCAGGAGAGCCUCAAUCGCCCUCUGUCUUCUAAAUGGUCAGCAGCUCCAGGGCGAGUCCCUGCGGGUUCAAAGGGUGGGGUGUCGUCGGUGUCCCUGCAACGUUCCCGUAGUGAUGUGGAUGUAAACGCAGCGGCAGUCGCUAAGCACCGGCACGUCGGAAAGGCUGGGGGGGGAGCCGGCCGCCUGCCCCCUGGCUCCUACUCUUCACUGGAUGAUGCCUCUGAUAAAACGGAUGGGACCAGGUCAGACAAUGGCCGUGUACGUACCAAGCAGCCCCUGUCCACUGCCAGCAGCAUGUCCAGCCAAGUGGACUCAAGAGGACGCAGUCGUACCAAGAUCGUCUCCCAGUCACAACGUUCCGACGAAUCCGAUUGCACACCAGGAUCUCAGUCUGCUACCCCUGUUGGUGCCGGCAGUCGGAGUGGUUCUCCAGGUCGUGUGCUGACGAGUACGGCGCUGAGCACCAUGAGCUCAGGGGCCCACAGGGUGUUGGCUGGAGCCAGUGGAGACGGACGCAGACGUAGCCGCAUCCCUCGAAGCCAGGGCUGCUCCAGAGACUCUUCACCCACUCGGCUAUCUGUUGCUCCUUCCAGUAUUAGUUCCAUCUACAGCAGCGCAAGUAGAGGAGCUCGGGGCAGUCGUAUCCCUCGGCCCAGUAUGAGUCAGGGCUGCAGCAGAGAAGCCAGCAGGGAGAGCAGCCGGGACACCAGCCCCGUACGCUCCUUCACACCACUUGCAACGCGGAGCUACUCUCGCUCCACCGGAGCUCUUCACACACCUGAUGCUUUUGGGGCUGCAGGAUCAGGUUUGGGCAUCAGUCAGUCCAGUCGUCUCUCAUCAUCUGUCAGUGCCAUGAGGGUCCUUAACACGGGCUCUGACGUAGAAGAGGCUCUCGCAGAUGCACUACUGUUGGGAGACAUGCGGUCCAAGAAGCCCGCACGGCGGCGGUAUGAGAACUACAGCAUGUACUCUGAUGACGAUGCUAACAGUGACGCGUCCAGUGCCUGUUCAGAAAGAUCCUAUAGCUCUCGCAAUGGAGGAUCUAUCCCAACCUACAUGAGGCAGACAGAGGACGUGGCUGAGGUGCUGAAUCGCUGCGCCAGUUCCAACUGGUCUGAGAGGAAGGAGGGACUGUUGGGCCUACAGGCUCUACUUAAAAUGCACCGCACCCUCAGCCGUGUGGAGUUAAAGAGACUGUGUGAAAUCUUCACCAGGAUGUUUGCAGACCCUCAUAGUAAGGUGUUCAGCAUGUUCCUGGAGACGCUGGUAGACUUCGUCGUGGUCCAUAAGGACGACCUACACGACUGGUUGUUUGUCCUGCUCACACAGCUGUUGAAGAAGAUGGGAGCUGACCUGCUGGGUUCUGUACAGGCCAAAGUUCAGAAAGCGCUGGAUGUCACACGAGAGUCUUUCCCGAAUGAUCUCCAGUUUACAAUUCUCAUGAGAUUUACUGUCGACCAGACACAGACACCCAACCUUAAGGUGAAGGUGGCCAUUCUGAAGUACAUCGAAACGCUGACGUUACAGAUGGAGCCUCAAGACUUUGUGAACCUCAGUGAGACUCGGCUGGCCGUCUCGCGCAUCAUCACCUGGACGACUGAACCCAAGAGCUCUGAUGUCAGAAAGGCUGCGCAGUCGGUGCUCAUCUCCCUGUUCCAGCUCAACACUCCAGAGUUCACCAUGCUGCUGGCAGCUCUGCCCAAAACCUUUCAGGACGGAGCCACCAAACUGCUUCAAAACCAUCUGAAGAACACUGGCAAUGUUGCACAAGCAACAAUGGGAAGCCCUCUGACACGACACACACCCCGAUCUCCAGCCAGCUGGUCCAGUCCAGUCACUUCCCCCACCAACACCUCCCAGAACACACCCUCGCCAAGUGCUUUUGAUUACGACACAGAAAACAUGAACUCGGAAGACAUCUACAGCUCGCUGAAAGGUGUCACUGAAGCCAUCCAGAACUUCAGCUUCCGCAGCCAAGAAGAUAUGAAUGAACCUGUUCAACGGCGGGAAGGAGAGGAGGGUGGCAGUGGGUCAGAUUUGAUGGACGGAGGCCGCAUGGCUCUGGACAACAAGACAUCUCUCCUGAACACUCCGCUGCUCUCCUCCAGCCCAAGAGGUGCCCGUGACUUUUCCGAUUCUCCCUUUAAACAAAGUCGUAAAGACACUGGCCUGGACGACUCGGAGCUUCUAACUGAUGACAGCAGUCUGGACCAGUCAGAGCUGGUGGCCGAGCUGCUGAAGGAGUUGUCAAAUCACAAUGAGCGAAUAGAGGAGAGGAAGGCUGCGUUGUGUGAGCUGCUGAAGCUGAUUCGCGAAAACACCCUGCAAGUGUGGGAUGAACAUUUCAAGACCAUCCUGUUGCUCCUGCUUGAGACGAUGGGUGACCGAGAGCAUGUGAUUCGAACACUGGCUCUGCGGGUGCUGAGAGAAAUUCUCAGCAAGCAGCCCUGGAGGUUCAAGAACUACGCAGAGCUCACCAUCAUGAAGGCCCUGGAGGCUCACAAAGACCCUCACAAGGAGGUGGUGCGCGCAGCAGAGGAGACAGCAGCCAUGUUGGCAUUGUCCAUCAGUCCAGACCAGUGUAUCAAGGUCUUAUGUCCCAUCAUCCAGUCAGCUGACUACCCCAUCAACUUGGCUGCCAUUAAGAUGCAGACCAAAGUGGUGGAGAGGUUUCCCAGAGAGGGUCUGGCCAGCAUGCUGCCUGAGAUAGUGCCAGGACUCAUACAGGGUUACGACAACUCUGAGAGCAGUGUGAGGAAAGCUUGCGUGUUCUGCUUGGUGGCCAUUUAUGCAGUGAUCGGAGAGGACCUCAAACCACACCUCGGCCAACUCUCCAGCAGCAAGCUGAAGCUGUUGAAUCUGUACAUCAAACGUGCCCAGUCCGGCUCCAGUGGCAGUGAACCCCCUUCUGAAGGUCUAUAGGAGACACUGUGCCCUCCCACAGGGCAAACCUAGAACUGCAACUCUGCCCACCAAACACAAAACAUCUGCCCAUGUGUUCACCUCCACACAGACCAAGAACAAAACUGACGUCCUAACAUUCUGUCACAUGAGCAAACUGCUGACACCUACACGUACGCUUGCACUCUGGACAGCAGAGUGAUGUUCACACAUACAUACACGCACUCGGUCUUCACGCGUGUGCUGCCACGCGACAAGACCCGGAGGAGAGGAGUGUUGGAGGGUUCACCUGGUCAUCGCUGCCUGAACUGAGUCCUUAAAUUUGCAUUAAACAUAAAGAAACGCUCACAUACAGUCACCCAUGUUUGUCAGUAAUCACUCAAGGAUGAAGAUAUGAAAUGUCCGUCCUCUCCUUUAUCGCUCAAACACAACCUUCUGAACGACAUCAACGUUUUUCUGUGAGUGGAGUUUAAUAUUCAUCCAACUGCACUGAGAGGAACUAACGGUGCCAUCUAGGUUUCCUUUAUCAGUGAGUAAGAGUGGCCAGGUAGAAAGGAUUGUGUUGUGUCACAGUUGGAUUUAAUCAGUGAGGUUUUACUGCAGCAGCUUUUAAUGUCAGGAGUCGUCGUGCUCACACACAGAUACACAGGUUUUCUUUCAAAAAGGUGCUUAUGAGCCAAAAAGGUACGACUGACCCGACCGACGCUACACAGUACUAACGCCAGUCACCGUGGAUCAUGCCUGCUCAUAGCAAACACAGUGCAGAGGCAGAUUCCAAAGUAUAUGAGGCGUUGUGUGCUCGCAUAUGCAUGAUACUAAAUUUAAAAGAAAAAUCGUUUUUAUCUGGAGUCUAUUCACAGUCAGAGUUAAAUGUGACUGGGGUUUUAAAUUGAUGUGAAAGUGUCCAACCCUUUCAGAUAACUCAGUGGUGUUGUCCAUUUCUCCCAGUUCAUCUUGGAUCAGUCCACUGGUGCGUGUUGCUAACUACAUAAAGAAUGACGUUGUGCAUAAGUAUCUAUGUAUCUUGUGAAAAUGGAUUACGCAGCAACAGUGUCAUUCAGGAGAGUCAUCCAGAGGGGUUGCACACGUGCACGCACGCACCUGUGCCCAUCCACAUGUUAGCUCUCGCUCUCUCUCUCUUUCUCUCUCUCGCUGUCUCACUCAUACUUAUUUUUCUCUGCUGAGAAAAUUGUAGAAAUGUAUUAUUUGCAGCUCAGAAAAAAAAGGAAAGUUGCAUCAGUAACAUCACCCUUUUCUUUCCUCUUCAUUGUGUCUUUCUUUCUUUGCUUCCCUUUCUUGUAACAUUCUAGUUUUCACUGUUUCCUCUGUGCAUUUACAAAGCUGUGCUUACAAUAAAGUAAAGAACUUGUACAGAUCAAAA
Messenger RNA from Solea solea (common sole), 6712 nucleotides. It is a transcript of the gene clasp2, whose product is annotated as cytoplasmic linker associated protein 2. The transcript has 44 exons. Lineage: Eukaryota; Metazoa; Chordata; Actinopteri; Pleuronectiformes; Soleidae. Gene Ontology annotation, biological process: mitotic spindle assembly. Gene Ontology annotation, cellular component: microtubule organizing center; cytoplasmic microtubule; mitotic spindle. Bases 760 to 5352 code for a protein of 1530 amino acids. The record is from RefSeq and is a predicted model, not a curated record. Gene Ontology annotation, molecular function: microtubule binding.